Molecule: messenger RNA, 1350 nt
Organism: Elgaria multicarinata webbii
Lineage: Eukaryota; Metazoa; Chordata; Lepidosauria; Squamata; Anguidae
Gene: GDF9
Product: growth differentiation factor 9
Exons: 2
Coding region: 1-1350 (449 amino acids)
Cellular component (GO): extracellular region
Molecular function (GO): growth factor activity; cytokine activity
Source: RefSeq, a predicted model, not a curated record
AUGAAGAUGUUUUGGAGAAUAUUUAUAUGUUUUUGCUCUAUCAGACUACUCUCAUCUGGUAUUCUGGGUUCCCCCAGUUCCAGGGAUGAAGGGAGCUCUCAGCCGUUGCUGAAGUUAGAGGUGAAGACCUCUGAGUUACCUCCAACGUUGCUGCUUCCCCCAGAUUUAGAAAAUGGCCAUGGCCCAUUGCCUCCCCUUCUCAAGGUGCUGUCCGGCCAUAGUCACCAGGAGCUGGAAGGUCGUACCCCAAAACCGCAACCAGAUUCGAGAGCCCUGAGAUACAUGAAGAGGCUAUAUAAAACGUUUGCCACCAAGGAUGGGAUUCCAAAAGCCAACAAAAGUCAUCUCUAUAACACAGUCCGUCUCUUCACUCCGCAUGCUGAAUGUGAGCAUCUCGCGAAGGACCAAGUAAGAGAAGACCUUCACUCAGUGGACCUGCUCUUCAACCUGGACUGCAUUACUGCCUUAGAGCACUUAUUCAAGUCAAUCUUACUCUACUCAUUUGAUAAGUCAGUUUCUAAAUCGUUGACUAUUACAUGUACAUGCAAUCUAGUUGUAAGGGAGCAUAAUGCUUCUAGUCAAAUGUGCCCCAAUAUUUCACAUGCAAUGACUUUUAAUCUCCAUGUUGAACUUAGACGCAAGUGGGUUGAGAUUGAUGUGACCCCUUUUCUUCAGCCUCUGAUAGCCUCUAACAAGAGGAGCAUUCAUAUGGCUGUGAAUUUCACUUGCCUCAAAGAUGACCAGUCUCCCAACUUUAAUAUAGCACUGUUAUCACCUUCACUUCUUAUGUACCUCAAUGACACUAGUCAGCAAGCUUACCAUGGGUGGAAUUUCCUCAAGCACAGGAGAACGAACCCAGCGUUGUCUGGCCCGAAAAAGGGUCCUUUUACAGGUCGUAGUAAAGAAGCAGGAAAAAAACUUAAACAGGGCAAAAGAGCACCUCGUCACCGAAGAGAUGAAGAUGGGAAUGUGGAAAACACACCAGCUCCAAUAUACGAUUUAAGCCAAUACUACAAACAGUACCUCUUUCCCCAAAACGAAUGUGAGCUUCACAACUUUUGGCUGAGAUUCAGCCAGCUGAAAUGGGACAGGUGGAUCAUUGUACCACAAAGAUACAACCCUCACUAUUGUAAGGGUGAGUGUCCAAGAGUAGUUGGGCAUCGCUACGGCUCUCCUGUCCACACAAUGGUACAGAACAUCAUAUAUGAAAAGCUGGAUUCCUCGGUCCCUUGGCCGUCUUGCAUUCCUGCUGAAUACAAACCUCUAAGUGUCUUGAAAGUCGAGCCUGAUAGAUCAAUUGUGUAUAAAGAAUAUGACAAUAUGAUAGCUACUAAAUGUACUUGUCGGUAA